AUGGGAGGGGAGAAGAUGAUGGGGGAGCUAGUGCUUGUGGGCUGUCACAAGGGAAACCAGCCAGGGGAGAAACUGUUUAAAUGUAUUCCCUGUUGGGGAACUCAGACGGACCUCAAGGAAACCACAAAACAGCAGGAAAUCUUCAGGGGAAAGAGAAAAAAUACAUGUGCUGAGUGUGGGAAAAACGUAUGUGACUACUCAAGCCAUAUAAAGCAUCAGAGAAUCCACACAGGGGAGAGGCCCUAUGAAUGCAGUGAAUGUGGAAAAUGUUUCACGAAGAGCUCAGCCCUUUCUGAACAUCAGAGAAUCCACACAGGAGAGAGACCCUAUGAAUGCAGUGAUUGUGGAAAACGCUUCACGAAGAGCUCAGCCCUUUCUGAACAUCAGAGAAUCCACACAGGGGAGAGGCCCUUUGAAUGCCAUGAAUGUGGAAAAUGCUUCACUAACACCUCAGGCAUUUCUAAACAUCAGAGAAUCCACACAGGGGAGAGGCCCUUUGAAUGCCAUGAAUGUGGAAAAUGCUUCACUAACACCUCAGCCCUUUCUGAACAUCAGAGAAUCCACACAGGAGAGAGGCCCUAUGAAUGCAGUGAGUGUGGGAAAUCCUUCAAUCGCAGCUCAAACCUUAUUACCCAUCAGACAAUCCACACAGGGGAGAGGCCCUAUAAAUGCUGUGAGUGUGGAAAAUGCUUUCUUAGCAGCUCAGCCCUUUCUAAACAUCAGAGAAUCCACACAGGGGAGAGGCCAUAUAAAUGCAGUGAAUGUGGAAAAUGCUUCACUAACACCUCAGCCCUUUCUGAACAUCAGAGAAUCCACACAGGUGAGAGGCCCUAUGAAUGCUCUGAGUGUGGGAAAACCUUCAAUCGCCGCUCAAACCUUAUUACUCAUCAGCGAAUCCACACAGGGGAGAGGCCCUAUAAAUGCUGUGAGUGUGGAAAAUACUUCACUAAGAGCUCAGCUCUUUCUGAACAUCAGAGAAUCCACACAGGGGAGAGGCCCUUUGAAUGCCAUGAGUGUGGGAAAAGCUUCAAUGGGAGUUCAGACCUUUUCACACAUCAGGGAAUCCACAGAGGAGAGAGACCCUACAUGUGCUCUGAGUGUGGGAAAAGCUUCAGUCGGAGCUCACACCUUACCGCACAUCAGAUAAUCCACACAGGUGAGAAACCUUAUGGAUGCGCUGAGUGCGGGAAACGCUUCAAUUGGAGCUCCUACCUUAUUACACAUAGGAGAAUCCACACAGGUGAGAAACCUUAUGGAUGCGCUGAGUGUGGGAAAUGCUUCAGUUGGCGCUCACAUCUUAUCAGACAUCAGAGAAUCCACACUGGAGAGACGCCCUGCACAUGCUCUGAGUGCGGGAAAAGUUUUAAUUGGCACUCACAGCUUAUCACACAUCGUAGAAUCCACACAGGUGAGACACCCUACACGUGCUCUCAGUGCGGGAAACACUUCAGUCGGGGCUCAAGCCUUAUCACACAUUUGAGAAUCCACACAGGAGAGACGCCCUACACAUGCUCGGAGUGCGGGAAAAGCUUCAAUCAGAGCUCGCACCUUAUCACACAUCAGAGGAUCCACACAGGAGAAAUGCCCUACACAUGCGCUGAGUGCGGGAAAAGCUUCAAACAGAGCUCUAGCCUGAGCAGACAUCGGAGAAUCCACACA
This is a messenger RNA of Mauremys mutica (yellowpond turtle), 1659 nucleotides long. Its product is annotated as zinc finger protein 420-like. Gene Ontology annotation, molecular function: DNA-binding transcription factor activity, RNA polymerase II-specific; RNA polymerase II cis-regulatory region sequence-specific DNA binding. Gene Ontology annotation, biological process: regulation of DNA-templated transcription. The annotation marks the transcript as partial. The transcript is spliced from 3 exons. The record is from RefSeq and is a predicted model, not a curated record. Lineage: Eukaryota; Metazoa; Chordata; Testudines; Geoemydidae.